AUGCCACGUACAGCUCUGACUUUGUCAGAUAAAGUUAAACUAAUCGAGUUGAAGGAGACACAAAAACUAAGUAUGAAGGAACUUAUUACUAGAUUUAAAUGUGGAAAAACUCAAGUUUACGACGCGAUAAAAAAUAAAGAAAAGAUUAUGGAUGAAUGGGUAAAUAGCAAAAACUCGGGAAAGAGUAAAAGAGUGAAAACUCCCUCAUUUGAACAAAUUGACCAAAAGUUGUAUGAGUGGUUUGUCAGCGUUCGGUCAAAAAAUUUGCCAAUUUCCGGUCCAAUUAUACAAACAGAAGCUAUGAAAUUGGCUGAAAAAAUGAAUGUCAAAGAUUUCAAGGCUUCGAACGGUUGGCUAGAAAAAUUUAAAAAAAGGCAUGACAUUGUUUGGAAACAAGUUAGUGGUGAGGCUAAUGACAUUAAUCAAGAAACUGUGGUGGAGUGGAAGCAAAAUAUAUCAAGACUCACUGCUGGAUAUGAAGCAAAAGACGUGUACAAAGCUGACGAAACGGGUCUUUUUUUCAGAGGUAUUCCUACUAAGUCACUAGUACAGAAAAGUGAGUCUUGUUCUGGAGGGAAAAAAGCAAAGGAUUGCUUAACAGUGCUCAUGUGUGGUAGUAUGGCUGGAGAAAUUAGGAAGCCAUUGGUAAUUGGCAAGUCUAAAAAACCACGUUGUUUUAAGAACAUGGACAUUUCUUCGUUACCUGUCAUAUGGAAAUUUAAUAAAAAAGCCUGGAUGACAACAGAGAUAAUGGAGCAGUGA
Messenger RNA from Aphis gossypii (cotton aphid), 762 nucleotides. RefSeq names its product tigger transposable element-derived protein 4-like. Lineage: Eukaryota; Metazoa; Arthropoda; Insecta; Hemiptera; Aphididae. The coding region runs from base 1 to 762 and encodes 253 amino acids. The transcript has a single exon. The record is from RefSeq and is a predicted model, not a curated record. Gene Ontology annotation, cellular component: nucleus. Gene Ontology annotation, molecular function: DNA binding.